Molecule: messenger RNA, 10245 nt
Organism: Aplysia californica (California sea hare)
Lineage: Eukaryota; Metazoa; Mollusca; Gastropoda; Aplysiida; Aplysiidae
Product: mucin-5AC
Exons: 6
Coding region: 747-5678 (1643 amino acids)
Source: RefSeq, a predicted model, not a curated record
AUCUGGUUAAACAAGUGAAUGUAAAAAUGGGAAUGGAAUGCUCUGCCGUACGGCAAGGCACGGUAACUCGAGGAGGGAGGACAUGUUUUCCUCCUAAUGUUUAUGCAUUAUCUGAAGGUACUUAUGUACAUGUUAAGUUAUGCUGUGAAGAAUAUGUAUGGCUGACAUCAAAGUUUUGUUGUCAAACUUUUUGGUAAUUGGUUUUGCAUGUACGUUAAACGUCGUAAUCAACUUCAAAACUUUUCUUCUUAUGGAAAUUUGUUGUGGUUACUUCCCUUAGACAAGAAGUGUGUGUUUUCACUUCCGCUUUGUGACCUCCGAAAUUACCAUAUGCAUUACUUAUCACGGGUCUGGGAAGUAUGGUGGACUAACAGGACGCUUGCGUUGGCCCGGGCUUGUUAGCAUAUUUUAGAUUUCAGACAAUUUUGUUACGUUUUUGCUUAUCUCAAGUCUUAGUUUUGUGAUUCACAACCAAUCUAUCUCCUUGUGGUUACUAAUUUCAUGUGAAAGGUGACUCAGCAGACUAUGUGUUUCGAAUCGGAAUUGUGAGGUGCUGCAGUGUCACACAUUGACAACGUACGGAGCCCAGCAGGCAUGUAAAAAAACCUUGUUGAGUCGGCGUUCACGGUGUAAAGUUAUCCACAAUCAAGGAGGGCGCCCGGCAAGUGUGUGAGCUCCCUGAACAUGAGUUCAACGGUCUAGUGCUCAACGCGCGCACGUUCAGCCUGGCCUCUGGUCGGUCCGACAUGAGUCAUCACGCGGGGGGCGGGCUGCCUGUUGUGCCGCCUCUGAGCCUCUCCGACAUGGACAGCGGGAGCGAGGAGCAGUGCGGGACGGGGGACAACAACAGCUCUGCCUUGUGUGACGGACGACGCCGCGGCAAGGACACGCCGCACUACACCUUGUCAGGCCUGCCACUGGCGGAGAUAUACCGCCACCACGACGUCCCAGGGGAAAAGAGCGCCGUGUCCUGCACGCUGCCUGAGUUCAAAUCCCGCCUGGAUCUGGGCCGGGGCGGCGGGGACGAGGAGGACUCUGGUCUGCCCGAUGCCUCUGGCGGCAGCUUCAAAACAAGCGUGAGUAACCCUACCAGUAGCGCGGACGGGGACGGAGAGGAGGAGGAGGAAGAGGAGGAGGAUGACAGCGGAGACGAGCGGGCCGGAGUCUUUGACUACACCCCGCAGCAACAUCACCACCACCACCACCAGCAGCAGCAGCGAAAGACCCAGCAUGUGCGCAUCACUCCCUCGCUCAACCCCCCGUACGACGAAGAGGUCAAGGUCGGCUCCAGCACGGGCGGCUCUAGCGUGGAGUCUCCGCGCUCCAACAAUUCUGUGACUAAUGGGGAGUACGAGAUGACCACCUUCUCUCCGCGGACCUCCUCCUUCCCGGGCCGGCGGGGGGAGGGGGACGAGGAUGAAGAGGAGGAGGAAGGAGUAGGAGGCCGGCUCAACGAGCACAGGCUUCUCUACUCCCGGCAGGACAAUAAGCACAAUAGCGUGUGCUGGCACUACACGGGCUCCGCCGACUCGGAGGACAAGCACUCGGACAACGAGGACAGAGACGACGACGUGGACGACCACUUCCUCACCUCCCACCGCUCCUCCUCCACCUCUACCGCCACCACCACCACCACCAGCGCCGUCACCCCGCACACAGCCUUCUCCCCCUCGGCCAGGCAGCCUCCCCUGAGGUUCGACGAGCGGAUUUCCAUGGGUCUGGACCGGCCGCAGAAGCAGGACGUGAUCUACGCCUCUUACAACAUGUGCCGGGACGGUCUCGCCGGGAUGGGCGUCAGCGACUCCAACAACAAGAAGAAAGACAAGAAGAAGAACAGGAGUAAAGAUGAGGGCGACAAGUCUGAGGUUUCUCCGCACCUGGAUGUGAAUGGCAACCCCCAGGCCCCCUCCUUGGAGAACUACUCACAAAUGCGCCAGCCGCCUGGAGGACCCAAGUCGGACGCUGCCUCUCCCCUGGCCAUCCCACCUGGCAGCCUGAUUGGCCAUGGCAGCUCCGGAGCUAACAGCUCUGGCCUGGGCCCAGACUCAGCCCAACAGAACGAGCUAGACCGCAAGCGGCUGCGCAAACAGCGCCGUCUGGAAAAACAGCAGCGGUUCACGCAGGUCUACAGCCAGACCAUUAAAGACUUCAAAGGGUACGAGGACCUCAACGACCUGGUGAACUUCAUCGAGGGCAACAAGAAGCAGCCCGUGGCCGCCGCAGAGCCAAAGUCUGGCAAGAAGAAGCAGGACCGGAACAAGAAGGAGUUGUUGAACGGCCCGUCCUUGUCAGCUGAGGGGAAGACUUCUGGACACAAGAACGAUGAGCUGUCUGUGAGCCCAGGCAAGGAUUCCGUGUUGAUCGGCAGCGUUGUUGUACCCAACAGGUCGCCACAGGGGGCCAUGGGAAACAGCUCUGGUCGGGGUACGGGAAACGACGCAGACUCCAACCUCAGCACCAGCACCACAAGGGAAAGUUUGGACAAAGGUGGCAGCAACAACAGCAGCGACUUCCACGACUGCCCCGACUCAUUACCCGAGUCGUCGUCAUCAUCAUCUCAAGACAUCACCAGUAAGGAGAUGACAGAGGUGAAGACAGCGGGUAACCGUAAACCAACGGAACUUUCCGUCAACAGCAUGAUGGGAGACAGCUCCAAACUUGUGCAUGUCAAUAAUAACAAGAAGUUGUCCAAGGCGAGUCGUGUGCCCGGCCGCAGAGAGAAGUCUGAGCCCCCGUCUGACAGCGAGCCUCUAAGCCCAAGACUGACCGCAGUCAAACCACGAGAGCUGAGUGAGCCCCAAGAUGGUGUGGUCAAGUCUGUGUGUGUUGAGACGACGUACAGCGUGGACUACAACGACACGCUGGACGGUCAACUGGAGCCAGGGGUGAAGAGAGAGGAGUCAUUCACCGAAGUGAAAAAGAAGAAAAAGCGUUCAAAUAUGAAGGAAAUCAACCACAUCCCCGGAAAUAACAAUUUCACUAACAAUUUCCCUAGUCACAACAAUAGCUUUUCUCCGACCUACCAGCCUCGUGGUGGCGGUGCACCAUACCGUGGGACCCAGCGCCCCCGCGCCACCACCCCUCCCCCAGUGUCUGUGAGCAGCCUCUCCACUACCACCACCACCAGCAGCCUGCCUGUUGACAAAGGGAGCCCCAUGGCCUCUCGAGACCUCAGCCCCAGCUCUUUCCCAGUGCUCUCUGGACACAGCCCACCAGGCCCCCGCGCAGACGGACGCCGAAACUCCUGUGGUGACAUCAGCACGGAGAGUAUGGACAACAAGGUUCUCUACGACAGCGAUAGAGAGUCGGUUAAAUCCCUGCCAGCCGCCCAUGGAGCUAAGCCCGCCAGUGUAGAGACAUAUUCGGCUUACCCUGUGUCAUACGCCCGUAUGGCGGCUGCCCCCAAACGUAUCGGAGAAACGGCCAUCAGUCCUAGCUCGGAGUCUGGGGUGGCCAGCGGCUCCCAGAACAGUAGCAGUCUCUCCAGCAGUGCGGCCCACACCCCGGGAAGCAGUAUCGAUAUCAAUUCACCACCAUCGCCUAGCAACCCCGUGGUGACCACACCCGAGAGAAAGACCACUGUUUGGAAGGGUAGCCCCCGCGAACGUCGUCACUCUAUCGGGUCCAGCCCAGAGGAUCUGGCAGAGUGCGACAAGUCCUCCAUGAGCCAGCGUAACCGGCAGAAGAGUGGCAGUCAGGAGGUGCUCACCAGAGAAGGUUUGGCCGCUCCCACUGCUGUCCUCCCAUCCCCUCCUGUGAAAAAUAUUCAGGCCGCAGAGGCAGAUCUCAGCGCUGUGGAGGUCGCAGACUCGAAACCAACCCCUGCACAAGCCAGGUCGCAGGCUGCAGUCCCUGUUACCUCGGUCAGUAAACCAGCCCCAGCUAGCAGUACACCUGUCCCCCAGGCUGCUGUCAAUCCUCUGGGUAAACCCGUCCCCAGCAACACACCCCUCUCUGUGUCGUCAUACGCGACAGUGACCUCCACCAACCCCCAAAUAUCUGGCCCUCCCAGUGGUCCCCCCUCUCAGCCUCCAUCAGCACAGUCUGCUGUGGCUGCUCACAGUGCUGCUGGAAAGACACCAUCGUUGUUGCCGGGUGAGAAAUUAGAACUGGAGCCCAAUUCUCUCUUGGUCUCCAUUCCCACCCCCAACCAGAGCAAGUCUGUGCUGGAGGAGGAGGGCUCAGAAGUACACACUGACAAUUCCACCAGCAAGCUGCAGUCGGCCCCGGCUAUGGCUACCGGGGAGAAGUGCGUGGAGCCACAGUCCAGAAAACCUGUUGGUCCCAGCACCAACAACAACACCAGCGCGUCAAGGUCGGUGAUCUUCCUCGACAAACGUUUCGACGCGGCGCCCCGGCAGAACCUGGGCAUCACAUUCGGGUUUGAUUCCACGUUCGAGUCGAGUCCAGCCCCACCGCCAUCGUCUGACGCUGGCCCCGUAACUAGUCAGGCUGUCUCCAGUGCUGCGCAGCAAUCUCAGCCGUCAACGUCACCAGCGACAGCGACCAAUGAACAGUUCCCCCUGCCAGCCACCCUGUCAUCUCUGUUGCCAUCUUCCAGCCAGCUUCCCAGUGCCAAGCAGCCCGGGCCCCACGCACCCCAGGGACCCCACGCAUCCCAGGUGCCUGCACCUCACAUUCCUGCACAGCCAUCCGUGGCUACACCAACUUCUUUCUCUCGUUCCCAGUCCAGUUCAUCCUCAUCACCCCAGUGUCCCCCCCAACAUAGUGAUACUAGCAACUGUGGUAGUAAAGUGCCAAAAGCCCCCCACAUAGCGGGGCCCAGUAAUGGACUCAUCCUACCCUCCCCUCCCGCUGUGGCAAACAGUUCCAAACCACAGGCUUCUCUCGUCAGUGCUAGUUCCAAUGGUGAUAAUAAAACCAGUUACGGUGGCAGUAUUAGUGGUGUGAAGAACAGUGCAGGUCCAGGCUCUGCGACCAGUCGGACUAACAGUAAACCUGUGAGCGUGCCAGUCAUCCCAGCCCUGGCCGGUAGUAGUAUGAGUAGUAGCACACCUUCGCCCGCAGUGCCUCUGGCCCCCACCCAGCCCGCGAUGGUGGCCCGCCCUCCUCCCCCUGCCGGACUGAUCAGUGCGGGAGGUGUGGUCUUCUCCCCCAACCAUCCCCCACCCCCGCUCCCAGGCCAGAUGGGCCUACACGGGGGCAGCAACCACCAGGCCUCCGCCGCCAUUUCUACCUCGUCCUUAUCGUCAUCAAAAGCUGGUGAGCCAUCGGCAAACAAAGUGGGGCCUGCGACAAAAACCAACAACAACAGAAAGGGCAGCGGGAGCAGCCUAGGCCCCGCCCCGACCACGACCCCUUCGUCGUCAUCACCAUACUUGACCACAGGUGCUGGAGACUCUGGGGGGGCUACCGCUCUGGUCAACAUGAUGGUCUCGGCUCCUCCACAGGGCCCACAACCUACAGCGGUCACUGGUCACGGCCCACAGUUGCCCACACCGGAGAUGCUAAACACGGCAAUCCCUGUUAUCUACGGCAUGAAAAUUAAUCCCAAUGGAGGCUGUGGGGUGGUCAUGUACAGACCGCCAGAGCAAAUUGAUGCUAAAAAAGGGAAAAACAAUAAUGAGGCGUCAGGCUUUUUGAAAAAAAAAUGGUGUGAAAUCCGAGAGCCUACCAGUAAAAAUGCUCCAGUGUUCGUCACCGUCUCGGAGGACUAGAGGGGCCGGCGGUUAGGUCCUGUGAGGUGGUCACGCCCUGUAGUAAGGACAUCGCUACAGACUCUCGCGUUCUGCCCACUUUGUUACAAAAAGUCAGGAGGAGGAAGAGUGCCGAUUGAGAGGAGGAAGAGAAUCAAUUGAGGGGAGGAAGACAGUAGAUUGAGGAGAGAAAGAGAGCCGAUUGAAGGAGGAAGCAAGCACACUUUCUGAUCCAUUCAACGCAUUAUGCAACCGUUGUCAUGUCUUUACUAAGCCGAAUCACUGUUUCCUAAAGAUGUUAGAUUUUUCGGCGUCUUCAGUUUCUCGUCAUCAUCAUCGUCGUCAUUGCCUUCAUUAAAGGCACAGGCUUACAGCCACUGAUUUUAUCGACACAGUGAAUAAGCCGUCGGUGUGCUGGACUUCCCCUCUCUCCCUCCCCUCAAAAAUCAAGUGCAUUGCCUGUUGCUUGCGCUCCACCCGAGUGAGGCUGAAAUUCUGGGAGUAUUUCAUCAUCGUCAUUAUCUAUCGUUCAAGCUCAUCAGCGGGCAAUGUUUACAGACAACCAGUAUACCAUUUGUCAAAUACUUUCUGUGAGCUUUCACAGAUCAGUCGCUCCCGGUAACCCCCACCACCACCACCACCGCCACUGCAACUCCUUAUCUAUCCCCGGCGAGAGGAGUAGCCAGGGGUAGGGGUUAGGAUGGAGACAAUUGGGUGUGGGGCAACCGUGGAUGUGACAUGUUGUGAGUCACCGUGCUGCCCCCUACAGAUAAUCCACUCACCACAACAGGCGAUGGGUGAAUCGGAGCAACUUAUGUGUCUAUCUAGGUCAGACGUACCUUACCAGAACAGUGAAAUGACAACACAAUUCCCAGUUCCCAGGGCUUUCUCAAACUACUGUGUUUUAUUUUUGUUUUUUCAACAACUUGUUACGAGUAUAAUAACAACAGACCUUCCUGAGAGGGUUUUAUUUUUUGCUCGUAUGUUUUUCUGGCUUGAAUAGAAUGAAUGUGUCUGUGGCUGACAGUGAGGUUGAGUGAGUGCUUCAUUCUCCCUGGGGUGUUGAGGCAGAGUGUUUUGUGAAGAAAUCUCUCGUGUUCAAUGUUCCACGAUGUUCUCCCACACUGGUUUCUAAAGUGGUAUGAUGACAGUAGGUUCCUGGGUGUGUGUGGGCUUGUCCUGAAGUUAUUGCCAGGUUUGUGGGAAUGUAACGUUUUCUGAUGUAAGCCUUGUGUGGUCUGUGACAGGAUUGUCCUUUCCAUAUAUGGUCAUGGUGCUGCCAAUAUGGCUGAAUUCAUUUAUUGCACUUUUGAGAUAAUGUGGAAAACCCGAUUUUUUAAAAAUGUUUCACUUUUUUCACAAAAAUGGAAUUAUAUAAAUUUAGGAUAACAGCCCAGCACGUUUUGGAAAUUUAAAAAUUCCUAAACGAUGCACUAUGAGGAGGGGAAUUGCAAAUUGGUUACAUUCCAUUAUGGCUUAAAUCCAGUGUGGGCCAUAAAGGCAGCACCAUGAUGAUUAUCUUCUUGGGCGUUUGGCAUGACUGGAGACACCCUCCAGGGCUCUCUCUCUCUCUCCCAUGCUUCCCCUGUUGUUUUAAGGGAAAUCACACACAGAUUGUGGGAGAGAGGCAAAUGUAUACAGAGUUGUGGGGUUUUGCUUUGUGAGUUGGGAAGGGGGUGUCCCAUAGGUUCGUGAUGUCUGGCUUCCAGACCAUAAUCUUGCAAAUUCUCUAAGCAGUGGGGACAUCUUUUGGGGAAUGAAAUAACUUUUCUGUUAUCUGUUGGGGUUUUUUCUCUCUCCCUUGGAAAAAUUACAGAUUUUUCAAUGGGUCAACUUUGAACUUGGUUUGUUAAACUUUCCUUACAGUGGAAGACAGGGGGAGGGGUGUUAUAUACAGUUAGGAUAUAUAGUGUUAUGAACAUUUAAAUAAGAUAAGUGUUACUUACAGGUAGGAUAUAAGUUGGACGCGACUUGUAAUCAAACAAUAGUUAGUUGUGUGAGCCUCUGUGGGAACACAAGUUUUUCUGUUUGUGGAAGAAAGAAAAUGUUUGUCAGGGGGAUGUGCCGAGUUUGUGGCGGGAGUUGUUUGUCUACGAGAGAAGUUCUUUGUCUACGAGAGAAAACUCCAGCCUGUGAUCUCAGUAAGGGCGUGUUGAUGUGUCCGAUAUGUUUACAUCACAAACUUGUUUUUAUACAGUUUUGUUAUGUUUGUAUUUUAUGAGCUGGAGUCAACGUGUGAAUAGCUGGCCUCUACAGGGAGUGCAGACUGUUCUCCGGCUUUGUCUUCCCUCCUCAACUGGGGGUUCUGUGCGUCAUAUGGAACUUGCUGGUGUGUGAGACAAUGGUGUGGUACGGUUUAUCUCACCCCACCUCUUGUUGGGACUAGGUUGACUCUGGUGUGGUAUUGCUGCUUUUGAAAUUAUUGCGGUGGGUUUUAGAAUUCUGUAACGGCACAUGACAUAUCAAACUGAUUUUUCCUUUUCUUCCUGCCAAUUGCCCAUUUGAGUUUGUGGCCUGAUAAAACCUGGUGUAAGUCUAAUCCUCACUUCAUAGAUAGGAGUGAGCUCCAACAACGCAUGGAUGCCAUGGUGGAAAAUGUCCUCAAUGGGGGUCACAGAGAAUGCAAUCACAGGAAACAUAAAGAUGGCCAGACUAUAUAUAUGAACUUGCAUGAGGAUUGCGUGUUGGGGUAGAUUCUCAAGGGCGUCACUUUACAACUGCGUGGUACAAAUCGUUCGUUUGUUGCUUUCAUGAAUGUUGCGUGUAGGGGGUGCUCACGAGAAUUAUCACUUUCAUGAAUGUAGUAUGUGGGGAGUGCUUUAGAUUGAUUGCGAGUUCGUAGGGGGUGCUAGUGAAAGUGAAAAUUUUGACUUUCAUGAAUGUGGGUACAUAGUGGUAGAAUUACCACUGCCAUGAAUGCAGUAUGUAGGGAGUGCUAGUGGGAAUUGCCACAUUCGUGAAUGUUGUGUGUAGGCGUUGAAUUGCUGAGAGCUUAAUGUUUGUUGUAAUGAUGUCAGAAGUUGUAUCUGGUGCGAAGAUGUUUAGAACAGUCCAGGGAGGUUUCCAGCGGGCCGCCUGACAGAAAUAAAUGUUUGUGAAGUUUUUCCCCCCAUCUCUAGGUACAAGAUUUAUGACAGAUUAUUUAUUUAUUUUAUUGUUUUGGAAGGUAUAUAAACCUGAAAGUACAUAUGUAUGCUUAUAUGUUUUUCUUUGCUUUCCACACUGUUAUGCUUUAUUCUGAUGAGAUUUUUUUUUUUGGUUGCGUUAGUGUGUGUGUGUGUGCAUUUAAAAUGAAUACAAUGUUGUUAUGUUGUGGUUGAUGUUCUGUUUUUUUAUUUCCGCAUAUGAAUGCUUUGAUGUUUUAUGCAAACGUUAGCAGAGAGGAGGGAGAGGCGACGUGGUUUUAUGUCAAUUUGUUGGUUGGUAUGCAUACGGUAUUGUCAAGUUGUUUGAGAACAUAUUGCUGUUUGACUUGUGUGCCUCAUCAUUGCCAUGUUCUUGAUGUGCUGAACAUUCUCAGAGCUCUGUGUACGGUGUAAGUGUAAGUGAUUUGUGUGUUGUACAUUUGUGUCCUGUGUGUUUGGAUCGAGAGAUGGAACAGUGUCGUGGGGUGUGGCUCAUCAUUGCCAUGUUGUUUGAUAUAUGCUCCUCACACUUGGAGCUGUGUACAGUUCUAUGGUGUUGUGUUUGUGGCCAGGGGGAGAAAGGAAAAUGAAUCAGUGGCUGGUCUGUCUGUGUCUGUUAUUUGUCACUGGCUCCAAAGUCUGUGAGUCUGAUCACAAGAGGCUGUGGGCAACUACAGGCUCAGUUGUAUAGUUGGUCAAACUGCAGCGGGUUAGAAUUGGCAGGGAUGGAAGCUUACAUCUUAUCUGAGGUCUUGGGUUUUUGAAAUGGUGCUUGUUUGUUAUUGUAAGAACAGUUCUGGGAUGCUGAGUUUUGGGAAUGAGGAGAAUUCUCAGUUUUCAUGUUAACUCACUUGUAAAUCUUGGAAGUUUUAGUCAGGUUUGCAUCUUAAAGUUUUGCUUCUCCAUCCGCCUGGCUCUGCUCAGAGGAAUAAACAAAAGUAUAAUAAUGAUGUAAAUAGGGUAACCGGUGGUCAUUUCUGCAAAGUACCAGAAGGCAAAGGGGCAAGAAACAACAAAACAGUUGCACAGGGAAGGGAUGUGAGCCAAAGAAAGAGAAGUAAUCCGCUCAGCUUUCCGUUUCACACAGUCGAGGUUGACUCGUAUCACAAUAACUUUUGCCCUAUGGCCUCAUGGUUUUCAUCCUUUUUUUUCCUCUUUUGUGCGUUUUUGUAUCUGUUCGUGUCGCUUUUCUGAACAAGAACGCACCUGAAGGGAAGCUGUUUUAGAAGAUUAGGAUGGUUGUUUUGAGAAAGACUAACUGUGUAUCCCAGAGUUCCAUAUUUUAAUUCUUUAAUUUUAACUUUUUGUUUCCGGAGGGGGUUUUCCCCUCUCUCCUGGGGCCAUUUUGUAGAACAAAACGUGAGUGUGACGUAGACUCUACAUGUGGGUGGUUGGCGGGUGCUCUGGUGUGGUUUGCUCCUUCUUUCCUAUCUAACAUCUAUCGUCCUUAUCUCCCCUUCUUC